AUAUUUUCACUUAACCUCAGUGACAACCGUCGGCUUCUACUUGUUUGUUUUAUUCAACAUUUCACUGCAAUUUAGUUUGUACUAAUUAUUGAAUUAGUUACACAAAAACUUAUUUAAAGCAAAAUGAAGCAUUGGUUUAUGUCUAUAUAACAAGUAAGAGACAAAGAACAGCUUGUUAUUUGUAGUUGCCCAAAGUUCAUAUAAAGAUGAGGUGACGUCAGCUCGAUAGCUACUGUCCAACCACCAUCACACGAAUGUGUGGAGUACAGUCAGAAAAGGCUGCUUUAGUCUGAAGUGACUGAUCAUCAAGCUCGUUUUUUGGUUUAUUCACUUUUUGUGAAUAAACUGCUUUGAUGCAGAUGAAGCGUCUCAGCAGUCUGAUGCUAAAGAAAUGGAAGGAGAAGGAGAGAUGGACUGGACGGAGGAGAAGUGAACCAUUUGGAGGAAGAGAGGAAGAGGAGGAAGAUGAGGAUGAAGAGCAAAAAAGGACAGAGAGGAGAGGCAGACAGACACACAGAUGGAUGCUGAGGAGAAAGUCUGAACCUUGCGGACACAUAGAGGACCAUCAGAGAAGAGAGGAGAAGAAAAGCAAAGGAGGUCGGAAGAACGAUAACUGUAAGUUUGCCUCAAAUACGGAGGAUGACGACAGAAAAGAGCAAAGGAGCACGGAGACGGGCAGAAGGAAAGACAGGAGGAAAUCAGCAGCGUGGACGAUGGCGGGCGACGAAGCCGCGGCUCAGACGGCGGCGGACAGACGCCUGUCGGAGCCCUGCGGCCUGCUCUACGUCCAGCUGCUCCCUCUGGCCCACAGGAAGCGGCGGACCGGACACAGGAGCGAGGAGGACGAAGGUCAGAUGCCCCGAGGGAGGUCCGGGCCCAGUGGUCCCCUGGAUCCCAGUAAGCGAAAAGCACCAAAACACAAAGCCAAGCUUUGGAACCAGGCAGCAGCUGUUCCCGUCACAGCUCUGUAGUCCAUGUUAUGGCUUUCAGACGCUCAUGGCUGCACAGGUGAACUCUGUGGUCCGGGUCGGUCCAGCAGAACUGGACCUGGAACCGCUGUCAGUCAGUGCAAGGAGACGCCGCUGUGUGGUUUCAGCGUCGUCUGGCUUUUUAUGGCUGCAAAUCUGUAAACAGAUUUUUAGAUCUGGAUCUGCAAAAUUGCGUGAUCAAAGACAAACUACAAGUAACAUGUGUCUCCUCCUCCUCUCUCCAUUUCUUCCUCCCCCCAUCGUCCCAUCUCUUCCUCCUCGCUCUCUCUCCCUCCUCACACUCUCUCUCUCCACCUCUUCCUCCUCCCUCUGUUUCUCUCCCUCCACCUCCUUGUCUCUCUUUCGUUCCAUUUCUUCCAUCUCUUAUUUUCUCCUCCAUCUCCUCCUCUCAGCCCACAGCCUAUCCUCCCCGCCUCCUCCCUCUCAGCAGGUGGAGAUGAGUGUUUUCUGUCUGGAGACAUAUGUGACGGAGCCUUGGCGUCCGGAGACCAGGAGGCUGCGCUCCUACUCCUCCCCCCCUGACACCGGGCAGCCCUCCUCCCCAGCCCUUCAUCCUGCUGCGUCUCCAUAUCUUCCUGUCAGGAUUCUGGUGGAGGGUGCAGGCGACAUGUCAGAGCAGCAGGACCCUGAUGAGGCCGCAGUCGAGGAGUCGGAGAGAGACAUCUACAUGCGCUUCAUGAAGUGUCACAAAUGCUAUGACAUUAUCCCCACCAGCUCCAAACUGGUGGUGUUUGACACCACUCUGCAGGUAAAGAAGGCGUUCUUUGCUCUGGUGGCGAAUGGGGUCAGAGCUGCACCACUGUGGGAAAGUAAGAAGCAGAGUUUUGUAGGGAUGCUGACCAUCACAGACUUUAUCAACAUUCUGACCAGAUACUACAAAUCUCCCAUGGUCCAGAUCUAUGAGCUGGAGGAGCAUAAGAUCGAGUCAUGGAGAGAGCUCUACCUGCAGGAGACCUUUAAACCUCUGGUCCACACGCCACCUGAUGCCAGCGUCUUCGAAGCUGUUUACUCUUUAAUAAAGAACAAGAUCCACCGCCUUCCCGUCAUCGACCCAGUGAGCGGGAACGCUCUCUACAUCCUCACUCACAAGAGGAUCCUAAAGUUCCUCCAGCUGUUUGUGUGUGAGAUGCCGAUGCCGGCCUUCAUGAAGCAGACGCUGGAGGAGCUGGGCGUCGGGACGUACACCAACAUUGCCUACAUCCACCCUGACACUCCGCUCAUCACAGCACUGUCUGUUUUCACACACCGACGAGUCUCUGCCCUGCCCGUGGUCGACCACAACGGUAAAGUGGUGGAUAUCUACUCCAAGUUUGACGUGAUUAACCUGGCAGCUGAGAAAACCUACAACAACCUGGACGUAACGGUCACUCAGGCUCUUAGGCACAGGUCCCAGUACUUCGAAGGAGUCAUGAAGUGCAACAAGCUGGAAACACUGGAAAUUAUUGUGGAUCGCAUCGUCAAGGCUGAGGUUCACAGGCUAGUUGUUGUUGAUGAUGAGUCCCACAUCGUCGGCAUCGUUUCCUUGUCCGACAUCCUGCAGGCGCUCGUGCUGACCCCAGCAGGUCUGGGGAGGAAGGAGUCUCUGUCCUCUCAGCCUACACACCCGGACUCAACUGAACCAGAGACGGUCUUGAAACCUAGAGCAGACCAGGAACAAGAGCAAAAUCAGGCACUGGAUCAAUGUGCAUGUGAACCACUUCAGGACCAGGAUGGGAACCAGGAUCCUGGUCAUGAAUUAAAGGCCGUUUACGGAGACACUGAAACUGACACUGUGGAGAGUUGCCAGCAGGUGGAGACAGAGAGUGAGACAGACGGAGGCACAGCACAGAAACAGACAGAGACCAAUGAAGAACAGGAGGAGGUGAAGGAAGAGACAUGUGAUAAGGAGGAGGAGGAGGAAGCUGAGAAAGGGGCACGUGAUGAAGAAGAGGAGGAGGAAGCUGAGAAAGGGACAUGUGAGGAGGAGGAGGAGGAGGAGGAGGAGGAAGGUGAGGAAGACAUGGGAAAGGAAAAGGAGGAGGAUGUGAUGAGGGGGAAGGAAGGAACAGAAGAAGAGGAAGUAAUGGAAGAGGAAGGAGCAGAGGAGAGAGGUAAGCAGGGUGAAGGAGAGGGGGAGGCAGCAUGACACCAUCACCAGGUUCAUUUUGGUCCUAAGAUGCACCACAGAAGAAGAGAAGAGCCGACGGGACAGAGACCCGGAGGCUGCUUGUUUUUGGAGGUGGAGCAGAAUGGGUCUGGGCUGAAUAUGUAAUAAACCACAUCACCAACAAUAACAAUGCUCACACUUUUCCAUGAUGUUCAUUCACUGGUUAGGUCCUGCACAAGUCAAUUAAUGUACUAAAUGUAAUGAUGGGCUCUCGUGGUCUUGAACAGCAAUGCCUGAUGGGAGUGUCGCCUCAUGUUUGUAGCAGUGGAACCCUAAACAGGUGUGGCCUGAGGGCACUCCUGUAACAACGUAUUAGAUGGUUGGACCAACAUUAGAACUGUGAUGUCAUGAAGGGGCUGAUCUGUAGUGGAGUCACUGGUGCGUUUUGUUUAGCUAGUUUUCAUUUAGUAAAAUAGUUUUUAUUUCAGAUGUGAUGGCAUCUGUUUGUCUGCUGUACCCGAGAUUAGAUCAAAUGUAAAGUCUGAAUGUAUAAAGUUUAUAGGGAACAAAUCUGAAUGUCUGUUCAGUGAUUUUUCUGUAAUGCUCACACUUAACCUUUCUGCUUAACUGCACCUGGUCAAUGUUUAUAGCCACAUGGCCAGAGAUGUAGUGAUUUAAUGUGAAGUAACUGUUGUUUUCACAUCUUAAACAGUUUCACCUAUAAGUGUCGUCAACAGACUGUUCUGUAGCUGUAGGAAAGUCGUCCCAGCCAGGGAGAUCUACGCCAUCACUCAUACAUCUGAUAAGGUGUGUUUUUGUACACGAGGCCCCAGAUGUUUUACUAUGCACAGCUGCAGUGUCACCAUUUAACCAUUUUAAACACACAACACAGCAGUGCUGAAACUGUGGAUGUAUUUCUUUUGCUGAAUCUUCCUUCUACCAAAUAUUUUAAAAUAACUUUAUUCAGUUAAUUGACUUUGAUGAACUUUGGUUGGAAGCACUGAGCAGCUUUUGGGGUGAAGAUGUGACAUGAGGGCUGUAAAGACAGAGAGGAUGAGGAGGCAUCAGAGUGAACUGGUGGCUGCUGAAUGAGUUCAGUGGCAUUAGGAGGGUGGAAACAGCUGGUGUCCUCCACUCUUUACCUCCAUCACUCUGCUCCUUUCAUCUGAACCUGAGGGGGAUCAGGGCCUCACAACCAAAGAACAAAACAUGCAUUAAUGUUAAAAAUCAGACCAAGUGAACCUUCUUUAUUUUAACAACAUGCGUCUUAGAUUCAUAAUGAAGGCUUUAUUUUAAAGUGUUACUCACUGAAAUAAAACUAAAAACUUUACACAUUAUAAACAUUAAAAAGGAAAUAGGAAAAAAAACAAACAAACUGAUGACCACAUCAAAAACUACUGGACAGUAUUUUCAGAAAAUUCUGUUAAACAUUUUUAUUGCAAAUGGACAAUGAUGUAAUUGAGCAACAACAAACAACAUCUUGGAUCUUUUUAAAAUCACGUAGAGCGACUGAAGACCUGUUGGGGCGCGAUCUUGUCCUCUUUCAUUUCUUUCAUGCUGCUCUCAGCUCCUGCACUUUUCCUCCUAAUGCGUCUGUGGUUGAAGCCCAGCUGCUCACCUCCUCCACCUUUUCAUCUGCUCCAUUUGUCCUUUUCUCUUUGUGUUUGACUUGUGGCAGCAGAUGGACUCACUCCUGGAGCCACGUCUCCAUCUUCCUGUAAUCAUGUGUGUAUGAUUGUUACUGCUGCUGCUGUUUAUUAGUUCUUGUUCUGUUUUUGUUUAUUGUAUCAUUUGGGCUGAAUAUUAAAAUUUCCUUCUUAAA
Messenger RNA from Betta splendens (Siamese fighting fish), 4897 nucleotides. RefSeq names its product 5'-AMP-activated protein kinase subunit gamma-2-like. Bases 640 to 3114 code for a protein of 824 amino acids. NCBI's taxonomy places the organism in Eukaryota, Metazoa, Chordata, Actinopteri, Anabantiformes, Osphronemidae. The record is from RefSeq and is a predicted model, not a curated record. The transcript has 13 exons.